GUAUGUAGUCAACCUGCUAUAUCUGCGGGGAUUAACCCGAACAGGACGGGAGGAAUGUCCCGCCAUGUUAACGCCAACAAAGUGGUUGCUCCGCUUCUUCUUCUUCAUCUCGGGUUCUCUCUUGAAAACACACUCACAGGUCAAUCUCAUGUAGCAGAGCACCAAACGUUACCUGCAAACAUCUCCAUAGUGGGUUUGGAUCAAUGUGGUGGGUUCACGUUUGGAAUCAUUUUUUAUGGGUUAGGAGACGUUGUCAUAGUGAUUCAGAGUCAGAGGAACUCUCACCAUGCUUCCUACUGUCACCAGAAAAAAAAGGAGAUGCUGCAGGAGGCAGCUCAACUCGGACAGGGCAUUCCGGUGGUUCUUCUCCUCCACGAGCUGUCUGAGAAUGAAGGUGACUGGAGUAUCCUCCCUGCACUUCCAGGCCUCUUUGCCGCUCACGGACGAUCUGCAUCCUGGUUUUUCUUCAUGGCAGAGGAAACCACAGUCGCACUGUCUGCUCUGCUUCUGGUGCUCAGCAGAUUUCCGGUCCAGGAGGAAUGGUUUUUAGGCAAGCGUCUCCAUGACAACAAGGCGACUAUCAUUCACCACUACGCCUUCUCUGAGGAUCCCACUUCUUUUGGCUACCCUGAUCCCGCGGCGGGCUGGGCUGUCAGCGUGCCGCUGUGCCAGAGACUUUCCGAGCGAGUCCAGCAUGAACACCUGAAGUCCGAUUUUACCAUCGACCUGCCACACGAGGUCAAUGAAACGCCGCUCAGAAGUUUGGUUGCUCUGUACAUCUGGGAGGGAGGAAAUGGUCCAGAGCUGACGGCUGUGCCAGAGUUUUGCAUCGAGCCAAGUGACAACUGUGCUACCACGUUCACCACCUACCUGCCUGACUGUGGCCCCCCAGUCUCUAAAAGCAAAGUGUUUGUUGCUGUAAAAACCUGUAAAAUAUUCCACUCAGAGCGAGUGCCAGUGGUGAAGGCUACCUGGGAGAAAUCUGCUGGGCUUUUGGAGUAUUACAGCGAUGUCAUUGAUGCCUCCAUUCCCACAGUCAGUCUGGGCGUGCCAAAUACCCACCGAGGACACUGUGGAAAGACGUUUGCCAUCUUAAAGCGUUUUUGGAGGGAAUUUGCGCCAAAGGCUGAUUGGCUGCUCAUUGUUGAUGAUGAUACUCUCAUCAGCUUACCCCGGUUGAGGCGGCUGCUGCGCUGCUAUGACCCAGAGGAAGCGGUGAGCCUGGGGGAGAGAUACGGCUUUGGCUUGAUUCAAGGCGGUUACAGCUACACCACAGGAGGAGCGGGGAUGGUGCUCAGUAGGACGGCUGUGUCCAGGCUGCUUUCCAGUGGAUGCGGUUGCUAUAGUGACGACGCUCCAGACGACAUGGUCCUGGGCAGGUGCUUCACAUCCCUCCGUGUCCCCAUCACCCACAACCCCCUGUUCCACCAGGCUCAACCGGAGGACUACGCAGAGCAGCUCUCUUCUUUGAAGCAUGCCAUCUCCUUUCACAAGCACUGGAAUACAGAUCCCGUGACUGUCUACAGACUGUGGCUGCAUGACACAGAUCCUCGAGAUGAGCUGUAGAAGGUCUGGAAGGGUGGAAGUUGUGUAUUAGCUAAGCUGUUAACCCUUAAAUCAAGUCAUCACGGUGGAAUACCCAGACAUCCUUCUCACGAUGGAAGGCAUGCAUAUAAAAAAUGAUGUUUAAAACUGCA
This is a messenger RNA of Oryzias melastigma (Indian medaka), 1697 nucleotides long. It is a transcript of the gene b3glctb, whose product is annotated as beta 3-glucosyltransferase b. The record is from RefSeq and is a predicted model, not a curated record. Gene Ontology annotation, cellular component: membrane. Lineage: Eukaryota; Metazoa; Chordata; Actinopteri; Beloniformes; Adrianichthyidae. Gene Ontology annotation, molecular function: acetylglucosaminyltransferase activity.